Messenger RNA from Lactuca saligna, 1044 nucleotides. Lineage: Eukaryota; Viridiplantae; Streptophyta; Magnoliopsida; Asterales; Asteraceae. The record is from the annotation of a GenBank genome assembly.
AUGGUGAUUUCUGCAAAACCAAUUACGAUUCUACUCCUGCUACUAACAAUCACACAUAUCUUCCUCUCUACGCCUUAUUCCUCUUCCGCCGCAGCCGCCAAUAUAGUCUCCGACCUGCACUCCCUACAAUCACAGUUCCCUUCCGGCAUCAUUCACCUCAACGAAACUAUUCUCUACAGAAUUUUCAAUUCCGGCGCCAGAUCUUUCUACGUGAUCAUCUUCUUCGAUGCUAUCCAACUCCACGAUAAACCAGAACCAAAUCUCAAAACAAUCAAAUCCGAAUACGCCCUAAUCGCCAAAUCCUUCUCCAUCAACAACCAAAACUCCUCAAAUCUUUCCAAAAUCUUCUUCUGCGAUAUCGAAUUCAGUGAAUCUGAAAAGGACUUCCUCCGAUUCGGUAUACACGCAUUACCUAACAUCCGAAUCGUCCCCCCUGAUGCUGACGAUUUAAAAUCCGAUUCAAUCCCUUUGGACGUCUCAGAGUCCUCCAAUUUAGCCGAAUCCAUGGCGGGUUUUAUCGAAUCCAAAACUGGAUUAUCAAUCGGCCGAAUCCACAGGCCCCCAAUUAUUUCCAAAUCACAAUUAGGGUUUCUAAUUGCGGGGUUACUGAUAUCGAUGCCAUUCCUGACGAAGAAAAUAUUAGCAGGUGAGACUCCUUUUCAUCACAAGAGGAUUUGGAUGUUUGGUAUUAUGUUUGUCUACUUCUUCAGCGUUUCGGGUACUAUGUUCAUCUUGAUUCGCAAAGUACCUUUGUUUGUUAUGGAUAGAAAGGAUCCGAAUAGGUUGAUUUUCUUCUAUAAGGGUGUUGGGAUGCAGUUUGGUGUUGAAGGUUUGUAUGUAGGAUUUUUGUUCAUGACUGUAGGGUUGUUGUUACCUUUCAUAACUCGAGUUAUUGUUAGGAUAAAGGAUUCAAUGAUACAAAGAGCAACCAUGGUUAGUGCGAUGAUUGUUUCGUUUUGGGCAGUAAAAGAAGUUGUGGGGUUGAAUCAUUGGAAGACGGGUUAUCAUGCUCAUGCUUAUUUGCCUUCAAAUUGGUAUAAUUAA